UUGUAUGGAGUGUGCGAAUAUAUUUCACAAAGUCUAUUGCAACUUAAAUGUUACAAGGAUGUUAUAGGAUUACUAACAGAUAGAAAUGUAAUCGUUCCAUGUGUCAUAGCAGCGGUUCACAAAUGCUGUAAUACAUUUAUGUUUUUAGAUCCUUCACAAACUACUAAAACUGUACCAAGUGAUUUAAAAUUCAAGAUAAUUAUUUCUAUUAAGAAUAACGACAGUCAUACUGAUUUCAAACUAUUUGAUAAAAAACCAGAUAAGAUAAUAUCUGUUUUCAAUUACUCAAUCAAUUUUUACAACCAAGAUACUACUUGCAAUUUGCUAAGUACAGGAUGUAUAUCAGGGCAUUCUUUUAUAGCUGCAACAUCAGGUAGCACAGGAGACAGAAAAUACAUUCAAGUCCCAGUCCAGUGCAUUCAACCAAAUAUAGAUGACUUAACUAAAUUAUUUAAUAUUCAGUCUAAUGAUAUUAUAUAUUUUUCAACACCACUUACAUUUGAUCCUUCCAUGAUUGAAAUUUUGUUAGCUUGUAAAAAUGGAGCAUCACUUUUAAUAGCACCUGAAAAGAUUGAUAUUUUAUUUCCUAAGAACCAGCAAAAUUCCAUAACUAUUUGGCAGACAACUCCCUCAAAAUUCUUUCAAUACUCGAACAGUGAAAUACAAAAUACCAUUUUAAGUGCUUGCUCUACUUUAAAAAUAUUAGCACUUGGUGGUGAACCAUUGAAUGGUAUUAACAGAUUAAGAAAAUCUAAGCAUUUGAAUAACAUUACUCGAAUAUUUACAUUAUAUGGAGUUACAGAAAUGUCUUGUUGGGCUUGUGUAGCAGAGCUUGAAUUAAGUAAAAUGAUCAUAGACCGUGAAGUGCCAUUGGGCAAUUGUCUUUCAGAAACUCAGGUGCAUAUUGAUACAGAGAAUUCAAAAAGUAAUUCUGGUAGAAUAAUACUAGUGAGUAAUACACGGAAAUGCGUUGUUCUGAACUCCGGUAAUAAUGGUGAGGAAUGUUCUUUAAAAUUCAUUGAUACUGGAGACAUUGGGGAAGUUACCCAAGGUACCAUUUACUACAGAGGUCGUAAAGAUGAUACUAUAAAGAGAUUCGGGAAUAAAGUUAACCUUCAGUUUAUUGAGAAUAAUAUUAUGGAGCAUUCAGGCUUGAAGACAUGCUCUUGUAUUUGGUUGCCUAAGCUUAUGCUACUUGUGGUAUAUUUCUCAUCAGAAACUGUCAGUUGUCAAGAACUUUCCGAUUAUAUAAAGAGUAAACUUGAAGAUAAAUAUUGGCCAGACAAAAUUAUAAAGGUUGACAGUUUACCUAUUAAUGCACAUGGAAAAACAUCAAAGCAAAUUCUAUCCAAAAUGUUUGAAGGAGAUUUAGUAGCACCAAAAAUGAAGAACUCACCAAGUUUGGCUUUCCAGCAAGAACUUACAUUAUUAUUGAGAAAUAAGUUUAUUAUUGACGAAAUAAAAGACAAAACUUUCUUUUCAAUUGGUGGCACAUCUUUCCUAGCUAUUACUAUAUGUAAUAAACUUUCUCUGUUGUAUCCUCAACUGGGAAGUCUAAUUUUGCCAUAUUUAAUUGAAAAUAAAAAUACUGUACAAGAUAUCAUUCAAAUGAUUGAAAAAGAAUAUGUUGAUGAGAAAAAAAUAUCAAAAAAGAGAACCAAAAGACCCGAGUCUAGAUCAAAAAGAUUUGCACCUAAUCGGGGUAUGAAGGAAAUACUAGAUAAAAAUAAAGCUCUUGUACAGUUUGAAGAACUGUGGAAAUAUGACACUGGAAAAUGUGUAGAUGCUUCUCCAACAUUAUAUGUAACUAAACAGAAGGCAUUCGUUUCUGUAAGUAGUCAUUCGGGGAAAAUUCUUGUAGUGGACGCAGUCACCGGAAAUAUACAGGGAACUAUGAAGAUUAAUUCACGAAUAGAGGCAUCAGUAUUUUGCUUUGACAAUGAGGCGAAUGGACAUUGUGGUGUUGUUGGCUCAUAUGAUGGUACUAUAGAAUGUUUUACAUUAGAGAAUUGUGAGGAGGUCUGGAAAAUUAAUAUUGGUUCUAUGGUAAAGAGUAAAGCUACAUGUUGCAACGGCAUGCUCUAUGUUGCUUCAUAUGAUGGAGCAAUACGCUGCAUUGACAUAAAGAAUGGAGAUAUCAUUCAUACAAUACAAAUAACAAAGCAAGCGAUAUCGGCAGACUUAGUUCUCGCUAAAAAUGACUACAUAUUGGUCGGUGCACUGUCCGGCGUCUGCGCAGCUUUAGACACGAGGACAAAAAAAGUCGCUUGGCGCGGAAAGCUAAGUAGCCCCGUUUUUGCAAGUCCGGCUCUCUACGACGAUGAUAAAUACGUCGUUUUUGCCGAGGUCAGCGGUGAAUUACAUUGCCGAUCUGUUGAGAAAGGCAUCAAGGUUUGGAAAUAUCAAGGUGCUAAAGGAAAUAUCUUUUCUUCACUAUAUAUAAGAAAUUUGGAAGCUUUAAAAUGGCAGUUUGUAUUUGGAUGUCACGAUAAUAAAGUUUACAGUAUUACUGUUAAAAAUUUUCACCCUUCUUUACAAUGGAGAACUGAAAGCUGUGAGCGCGGCCGGCGUGCGAGCACAGGUUGUGGAAGGGCAGCAGGUGCGCGAUUCGCAGGCUGCGGCGGGGCGGCGUGCGGGGCAGGCGCGGGCACAGCCGCGGGCGUCAUUUCGCGCGACGACUUGUCCGACAUGUCGUCGCUCGGCUGGAUUUUGUGUAUGCACAACCACUCAGACCUAUCACCAUGA
This is a messenger RNA of Parnassius apollo (apollo), 2745 nucleotides long. The record is from the annotation of a GenBank genome assembly. Lineage: Eukaryota; Metazoa; Arthropoda; Insecta; Lepidoptera; Papilionidae.